AGACACCCACACACAGACACCCACACAUAGACCAGCAUAGAGAACCAUGGACUCACAUAGAUACCCAUAGACUCACACACACACAGACACCCACAGACACAAAUGGAGGAGGCGCAGAGGGAGACAACGAGUUGAAACAGAAGCGGGGAGUUUAACUCGGACUUGACGUACUCGCCGGCGCGUUUGUCCUCUUGUGACCGUGACAUCUUAAGACACGAGGAGGUGAUGGGGGUUCUGAGAAGGUGAUGGGGGUUCUGAGGAGGUGAGAGGCGACGUGGAGAAGCACGCUGGAGACGCGGCGAGAUGGUGAGAUAUGCGGAGACACAAAUUAGGUAGGGCGGGAUCAAGGUGAAGACGCCGAGAGACGAGACACGUGGAGACACCGGGGGAUUAAGGAGUCCAAGAUACGGUGAGAGAAGGUGAAGAAGGCGCGUGUGGAGACUCACGUGAUCUCCUAGAGGAGACGCACGUGUAGAUAAGGACACAGACACGCGGAGACUCCCGACACAGCCGCCGCAGGGCUACCGCUCGCUCACGGACAAACUCGAAGAGCGGAACGAUGUAGCGAGAGACCUCUCGGGUCGACAAGGGGAGAGAUCCUCAAGGCUUGGUGGGGAAGAGUGGCGAGCGGGGGGUUGAGUGGGGGGCUCUGCACCCCCUCCCCCCACCACACUUCCAACCCCCCCGUAUCAUGGAACACGCGUUCCGCACCCUGCCCCCGUACCCCUCAAAGACCCCCAAGGAGGAGUUUGGGGGUCUUGCUGACUGCUGGCCGAAAGAGGAAUCGUUCCAUCUGGCGUUUGACGCAGGCAGCUGCCUGGGCACCGUGGACGACCCCUCCCGGUCCUUCCUGCGGCCACGUUCCCCGGCGCAUGGCAACCAUCUCCAUGGCAACAGCAGGCCGCAUCCCGGCAUGCACCACUCUCACCUCGCCGGACAUUACCUGGAAUGCAGCUUCACCACUGCAGUGGCACCACCACCACCACCGCCGCCAUCAGCAGCACCAGCUUCUUCCGGAGAGUGCGGUGUCUCCACUCUCAGCUGUCGCACCGCCCAGCUCUGCCCGUGCUCUUUUGCCACCGCCGGCGCUUCGGGGAUGACGACGCCGUCGCCGGCCUCCUGCUGCUGCCGCCACCCGGCGCGCCGGCGCACGGGCGCGGCUACGGCGGCUCCCGCCGCCGCCACCACCGGCGCUGGGUUCCUAUCCGGCUCCGCGGAGUUCCACGGCGGCGAGGGCCGAGCCAUGGCGUCGGCGCUCCUCCCGCACGUCCACGGUCAGCGCCGUGCCCUGCCUGAAGGGAGGACACCUGAGAAUCGUCAUCAGCAGCAGCAACCCCACCAGCAGCACCAGCACCAGCAGAAUCAUCAUCAGCAGCGGCAGAAUCAGAACCUUCGCCAGCAUCAGCACCAGCAGCUUGGAGAGCAGCACCAGCAGCAUCACCUCCAUCAAAGCCUUCAGCAACGCCAUGAGCAGAAUCAGCGGCGGCACCUUGGUGAGCAGCGUGAGCCGCUCCGCCCUUCCGUGCCGUCCUGGCUUUGCGUUGCGUCUCACGGCGAAGGCGCCGGCUAUUUUGGCGUGGAGCGCCAGCGGCCGGCGCCACCGUUCCCGGCGUGCCAGAGCCUCUCCUCCUCCUCCUCCUCGGCGGCCACCGCCGCGGGGCCGGGCGGCUUCCCGGCGGCGGCGCGUGACUCGGAGGACCCGGCGAUCAGCGGCGGCGGCAGUGCAACCGGCGAGGCAUGCCGGUGGGAGGAGUGCCGGGCGGCGUUUGGGCGGCGCGAGCAGUUGUGCCGCCACAUCGAGAAGAGCCACGUGGAGCCGCAGCGCGGGGAGGAGUUUGCGUGCCAGUGGGAGGCGUGCGGGCGGCGCCGGCGCCCGUUCAACGCGCGGUACAAGCUGCUCAUCCACAUGCGCGUGCACUCCGGGGAGAAGCCCAACAAGUGCAUGUUCGAGGGCUGCCCCAAGGCGUUCUCGCGACUGGAGAACCUCAAGAUCCACGUGCGAAGCCACACGGGCGAGCGGCCCUACCUGUGCCAGCAGCCGGGCUGCGGCAAGGCCUUCAGCAACUCCAGCGACCGCGCCAAGCACCAGCGCACGCACCAGGACACGAAGCCGUACGUGUGCCAGGUGCCCGGCUGCAGCAAGCGCUACACGGACCCCAGCUCGCUGCGCAAGCACGUCAAGGCACACGCGGCGACGGCGGCGGCGACGGCGACGGCGGCGCGGGGAGAGGCGCCUCCAGGGCACGAGCUCUGUCCCGACCCAGGGGCCCCACUGCCAGAGCACGGGACCUCCGCUGCAUCCACAUGCAUGGAGCUCUUUACAGAGACGGAGCGGUCGCGCGAUGCAGCCAGACAUCGGACGGUCGCAGACGGCGCAGCGAGGACGGAGCAGUUGGCGAUGCCUCCGACGUGCCGCUCGGCUGUGCCGCAAACGCCGGCGCACCGGCUCGGCCCGUGCCACGUGGCGCACGCCCGUGCUGACCGGUACGCAACACCGUGCUCCUCCGGCCCUCCCAUCCGGAGCAACGACACCGCCGCCUCCACCGGUUCCGCCACAAUUGCUGCGUCGCCGACGGGUUACAGUGGCAACGUUUACGCCUUCCAGCUGCCUCUCAGCCUGAAGGCGGAGAACUCGCCCGCAACUGGCAUUGCCACAACCACCACCACCACCGCCACCGCCGCCACCAGCUCCACUGCCAUCGCCGUCUCACUCGCGCCAACUCUCCUGGCCACCGCUGCCGCCGGACAGCAACCGCACGUCACCGCACCCUGGGCACCAGCACGGCACCAGCGGCGGGCUCCGUCUGCCGGAGCUCUGCGUGGCGAAGGCGGCGCCGGGCUUGGACCGACUCUGGGCUGUGAGCUCGAGGUGGGUGAGAAUCGGCAGCAGCAGCAGCAGCAGCAACUUCAGCAACACAAACAUCAACAGCACCAGCAGCAGCAGCAGAUUCAUCAGCAUCACGAGCAGCAACGUCAGCUGCAUCAUUACCCAGCGGUCACUCCGUGGGACACCUAUGCAGGCUGCACCGCCGCCGCGCAAGUCAAGUGCGACUUCCUGCAGGAACAGUUCGCCACCCUGCCCGGGGCGAGCUUCCUGCAGCUGUCCCUCUAACGGAGUCUUCUUCAUUGCAAGGUCCUCGCGGGCCAUUUGGCGGCCCUUGGUGGCCUUUCGUGUGGCCCCUGGUGACCUUUCGUGUGGCCCCUGACGUGCGCCCCCCCACGCCCGACAAUACACAAAGAGUGAAAACACCCCCCCCCCGUCAUCAUCGUGCUGCUGUCAAACACCAAAUGACUUCACACGUGUGGUGGCCCUCACACCGAUGAUGUCUUAUGGGCGAAUGUGAUCCCCCCCCUCUCAAAACGAAUGAAGAACACUGAUCUCGUGGAUGUCUUCGCACGUUCGUACAGAGGCCACGGCCCAGCCGUGGGGCGUGUAUCGCUGGCCUCGAAAUGUAAAGGGUUUAUGCCGAUCAGUGCUGCCAAAUAGAGAGGCUGUAUGUGCAUCUGUGCUAUGAAAUGUAAAUGAGGAGCGGUUGCCACUUUUACAGAUUCUCAAAGGAUCGUCCUUUGUUGAGAAUAGGUUUUCCCCUGUUUUCUGGCAACAAAAGAGCUGUGUUAAGAUGUUAAAACACCAAACUGAAACCUUUUACAAGGAAUCACGUCUGCGUUAACCACAAUACUUGUGGUCAGAAUGCAAUAAAAAAACACUCUGAUCGCAUAUGCUAUCUGAGUAUGUUUUUCAUAUGCUAUCAGGGCAUGUGUUUUGUUUGCAUUUUGACCACAAGUAUUGUGGUUAAUGCAGACAUGAUUCCUUGUAAAAG
This is a messenger RNA of Petromyzon marinus (sea lamprey), 3821 nucleotides long. RefSeq lists its product as uncharacterized. The record is from RefSeq and is a predicted model, not a curated record. Gene Ontology annotation, cellular component: nucleus. Gene Ontology annotation, biological process: regulation of transcription by RNA polymerase II. Gene Ontology annotation, molecular function: DNA-binding transcription factor activity, RNA polymerase II-specific; RNA polymerase II cis-regulatory region sequence-specific DNA binding. Lineage: Eukaryota; Metazoa; Chordata; Hyperoartia; Petromyzontiformes; Petromyzontidae.